Messenger RNA from Mytilus trossulus (common blue mussel), 5280 nucleotides. RefSeq lists its product as uncharacterized. The record is from RefSeq and is a predicted model, not a curated record. Lineage: Eukaryota; Metazoa; Mollusca; Bivalvia; Mytilida; Mytilidae. Bases 295 to 3537 code for a protein of 1080 amino acids. The transcript is spliced from 2 exons.
AGAGUUGCUAACUCCCACAACGAAAAUCAAGCUGUUGUUAAGAUUUGGCAAAGGUUGGAUGAAAGAUAUGGGGCACCAGAAAGUAUAGAAGCAGCACUUAAAGAUCGACUUGAUAAAUUCAAUAAAAUCAACAAUACAGAAUAUGACAAACUUUAUGAAUUAUAUGACUUAUUGGCUGAGGUAGAAUCAAUUAAAGAAAAUGAUAUAUACAGGACAGUCCUAUCAUUCUAUGAUUCAUCGUAUGGGGUGAAUGCAAUCGUAGGGAAAUUGCCAAACUUUAUUCAAACAAAAUGGAUGGAUCGUGCUAGUAGGUACAAAACACAACAUUCUGUGAUGUAUCCGCCUUUUUCAACGUUUGUAGAAUUCUUACACAGCAUGGCAGUGCGAAUGAAUGACCCUAGCCUCAAAAUCCAACAAUCAGAUAGUGGACGAGACAAAAAAGUGGAACGGAAAUAUGCUGGAAAAAGGACUCCUGGUCAGACUGUUUUGAAAACAACUAUUGAAAAACAAAACACUUCGGCUAAUCUGAACUUUAAAUGUAUUAUUCAUGAAAAUGGCAAACACAACCUUGCUGACUGUAAAGUAUUUGUUGAGAAACCGUUAGAAGAAAAAAGACAAUUAAUACGGAAAAAUGGGAUUUGUUUCAAAUGCCUAAAUGGGAAGCAUCUAGCUAAAGAUUGCAAAGCUAACAUCAAGUGUGAGAAAUGUGGAAAAACGGCACACUGUACAGCCUUUCACUUUGAACGUGAAACCCUACAAAAUAAUGGCGGGGAAAGACAAAUUGACAAUAUACCGCAAGACCAAGUAAGCACAAAAUGUACUGAAAUUUGUAAGGACUCGGGAGAAACUACUUUCCAAGGAAAGUCUUGUGCAAAGACAUUACUAGUCAAGGUGUAUCCGGAAGGCAAACCAGAAGUCAGUGUUACUACUUAUGCGAUCAUUGAUGAUCAGAGUAAUAGGUCUUUAGCCUGUUCAACAUUUAUAGAUUAUUUCAAUGAAACCACAGAGCCAGUUGAAUACACACUAGCAUCUUGCUCGGGAAAAACUGUUCAACAUGGUCGUCGUACUACAGGGUACAUACUAGAAUCUUUGGAUGGCACUACACAGCUGAAGUGUCCAUCUCUGAUUGAAUGCAAUGAAAUUCCGAUCUCAAAGCGAGAGAUAGCUACUCCUGCCAUAGCUAGGCACUACAAACAUCUACAGGAUAUAGAACAGUUCAUACCAGAACUUGAUGGGAAUGCCGAAGUUAUGCUUCUAAUAGGACGGGAUGUGACCGCUGCUCAUCACAUUUUAGAUCAAAGAAUUGGCAAGGACAACGAACCGUAUGCACAACGUCUUCGUCUAGGAUGGGCAAUAAUUGGCGAAACAUGCUUAGGUUUAGUGCACGCAUCAGAUACAAUCACAGUUAACAAAACAACAGUUCUUCCAAACGGCAGAGAGACAAAUCUCAAACCAUGUGAAUAUGGUUUCAGAGUGAAAGACAAUGAACCAGAUAUUGGUAGUACUGUUUUCAAACAAACUAGAGAAGAUGAUACUUUAGGAUUAUCUCAAGAGGACAAAGAAUUUCUAAUCGUUAUGGAUAAAGAAUUUCACACGUCAGAAAAUGGUCGUUUAUCGGCACCUUUACCGUUUCGGAGAGAUAGACCAAAACUUCAAAACAACUAUCAUCAGGCAAGACAAAGAGCAGAGAAUCUUAGUAGAAGCUUCAAACGAGACUCCACUAAACAACAGCAUUUUGUAGAAUUUAUGAAAAAGAUAUUUGUAAAUAAUCACGCAGAAGCAGUCACUCCGGCUAGAAAGGGAGAGGAAGUUUGGUAUCUCCCAAUCUUUGGAGUUUAUCACGCAAAGAAACAAUCAAAAAUCAGAGUAGUAUUCGACUCAGCGGCUAAAUAUAAUGGGCUUUGUCUGAAUGAUAUUCUAAUGAAGGGACCAGACUUAACAAACAACUUGGUUGGUGUACUAUUGAAGUUUAGGAAGGGUAAAGUUGCCGCAAUUGCAGAUGUUGAACAAAUGUUUUUCAGUUUUGAGGUUAAUGAAGAACACAGGAACUACUUAAGAUUUGUAUGGUUUAAGGACAACACUGUAACAGAACCACUGACUGAAUAUCGAAUGAAAGUUCACGUUUUUGGGAAUUCACCUUCCCCAGCUGUAGCUAAUUAUGGUUUACGCAAAGCUGUUUGCGAUCACACAGAUUUAGACACAUGUGAUGAUGUAUGUCAUUAUGUAAACAACAAUUUUUAUGUAGAUGAUGGUUUAGUGUCAGGCGACAGCCCUGAAGAAAUUGUAAGUCUCAUCAAAAGGACUCAAGAAAGAUUAAUAACAGGAGGUAAAAUUAGACUGCAUAAGAUAGUUUCGAAUAAUAGUGAGGUAGUCAAGAGUUUUGAAACAAAGGAUUUAGCUGAAAGCAUUACCAAGAUUGACUUUAAUUCAGAGUCUACAUGUCUACAGAGAAGUUUAGGUUUAUGUUGGAAUGUUGUAAAAGACAUUUUCACCUAUCAGUUAUCUAAAGAGGAGAAACCCUUUACAAAAAGAGGGCUGCUAUCAGUAAUUAAUGGAAUAUUUGAUCCAUUAGGGUUCAUAGCUCCUGUAAUCCUUGGCGGAAGGUUAAUUAUGAGAGAAGCAGUACAAAACAAUUCAUUAGAUUGGGAUGAUCCGUUACCUGAUAAUUUACUCUCUUACUGGCAGAGAUGGAAACAGUCCUUACAGGAUCUUGAAACAUUAGAGAUAGGGAGGCCUUUCACUAGUCAAUCAUUGAACGACAGUACUGAAUGUGAAUUACACAUCUUCUCGGACGCAUCAAAGGAGGCGAUUUCGUCUGUUGCCUAUAUCCGUACAUUUGACAAGAAAGGAGAUUCAGAACUAGGUUUUUUAGUAGGAAAGUCCAAACUGGCUCCGUGUCAUGGACAUACCAUACCGAGGCUGGAAUUAUGUGGAGCUGUUCUGUCAACUGAGUUAGCUACAUUCAUUCAGAAUGAACUGAAAUUGCCAUUAAGUUCCACACACUUUUAUACCGAUAGUCAGGUAGUACUAGGGUAUAUAUACAAUGAGAAAAGACGGUUUUAUGUGUAUGUCAGCAACCGUGUUAGCAAAAUUUUGAAAGGUUCUGUGAAAUCACAAUGGAGCUAUGUACCAACAGAGUUAAAUCCUGCUGAUCAUGGCACAAGGCAAUUAGAAGCAAAAAAUGUAGGAGACUCAAAGUGGUUAUUAGGACCAAAAUCAUAUAUAGAUACUCUUCACAAAUCCGAAUGCACUUCAUUUGAUAUUGUGUCGCCUGAUGAAGACCAGGAAGUUUGUCCUACAGCAGUAGAGUCUAUGAAAACAUUGAUAUCACCUAUUCAAACCUUGGGAGUUGAUCGGUUUGAGAGAUUCUCAAAAUGGUCAAGUUUAGUAAGAGCUAUAUCUUUGUUGAAAAGAAAGAUUGUGUCUAGUUAUAGGAGUAAAGUAGAUACUAAGGAUACAAGGACUUGUGUAGAUAUCAGAAAAGAGGCUGAAACACUUGUUUUGAAACUCAGUUACAGUAUUAUUCUAAUGAAAUAGAUUGUUUAAAGAGUGGUAAACAGUUGCCGAAAAACAGCAAUAUUAUUGCACUUUCUCCAAUACUUGAUUCAGAAGGACUGUUAAGAUUAGGCGGAAGACUAAAACAUUCUAAAUUAGAAACUGGAGAAAAGAUGCCUCUAAUCAUACCAGGUGGAAGCCAUAUUGCUUCAUUGUUAAUAACACACUUUCAUGAGUCAGUGCACCAUCAGGGACGCCAUUACACAGAAGGUGCUGUACGCUCAAAUGGUUUCUGGAUAACUGGAGGAAAACGCCUUAUUAAUUCUAUUUUGCACAAGUGCGUACAAUGUAGGAAACUAAGAGGAAAAGUAGAACACCAGAAAAUGGCAGAUCUGCCAUCAGAUCGUCUUACACCGAGUCCUCCGUUUUCAUACGUGGGUGUUGAUACAUUUGGACCAUGGUCUGUAGCCACAAGGCGAACACGUGGAGGUGCCGCUAAUUCUAAACGAUGGGCAAUAAUGUUUUCAUGCCUUGUUACUCGUGCCAUCCACAUUGAGGUCAUAGAGGAAAUGACUUCAUCCUCAUUCAUUAAUGCUUUGCGUCGAUUUACAGCAAUAAGAGGACCCGUAAGAGAAUUUAGAUCUGAUCAAGGUACCAACUUUGUAGGAGCAGUAAAUGAAUUGUCACUACUAUAUAAUGAUGAAAAUAUUCAGGGAUAUCUGUCUAAAAAACAAAUUGUAUGGACAUUCAAUCCACCCCAUGCCUCACACAUGAACGGUGCAUGGGAACGCAUGAUUGGACUAGCAAGAAGAAUUCUCGAUUCAAUGCUAACAGAUAUUCAAGGAAAGCAACUCACUCAUGAAGUUUUAUGCACAUUAAUGACAGAAGUUUGUUGUAUCGUCAAUAGUAGACCAAUAAUUGCUGUGUCAAAUGAUCCAGAAUCACCUUCUAUUUUGUCACCAAACACUCUAUUAACACAAAAAAUUAAUAGUGACAUAGAACCGUACCAUUUCAAUUUUUCUGUGAAAGAUAUGUACAAAUCACAGUGGAAGCAUGUGCAAAUUUUAGCAAAUCAAUUUUGGAAGCAAUGGAACAUACAAUACUUACAAAACCUUCAAACUAGAUCAAAAUGGCCAAGUGAAAAUCGAAACUUACAAAUUGGUGAUUUUGUGCUCAUGAUUGACGUUAGUUUACCACGCAAUCAAUGGCCAACCGGAAUCAUUGAUGAAGUAUUUCCUAGUAAAGAUGGAUUAGUUCGAAAAGUAUCAGUGCGUGUGAUAAAGAACGGGGAACCAGUAACUUAUAGCCGUCCAGUAACACAGCUGGUACAUUUGAUGUCGGAUUAAAUUUAUAUUUAGAUAUGACAAUUGCAUUAUAAGGGUUAAUUUGAGUGCUUUGAUUUAUUCAUCUUAAAAGUUUGUUAAAACAUGCCUUUAUUGAUUAAUUUUUUAAAUUUUUAAGGAUUAUUUUUUGAAAGAAGUGAUUUUACUUGUAGGUAAAAUCAGGCGGGGAAUGUUCUGUCACAUUUAUUUAUAGAGUUAUCUUCCUUUACCCACAUUUCAUUUUUGGUUAAUUUUCGGUAUGUUUCACUUCCCUAGAUUACAUGUAUCGAUAAGGGCCGAGAGAGAUAGAAAGAAAAAUGGCACAUGGCCCGCAAACGCAUUUUGGUAUUAUUAUUCAAUAUUUGGAAUCUAGUGGUCCCCCACAGACUUUUUACCUUCUCCUGGGAAGUUUGUAGUGAAUAAAAGAAAUACAAGAAACAUUUGUUAGUUAUUAGGCAUUACA